Tachyglossus aculeatus (Australian echidna) is the source of this 2838-nucleotide messenger RNA. It is a transcript of the gene ACO2, whose product is annotated as aconitase 2. Bases 41 to 2389 code for a protein of 782 amino acids. The record is from RefSeq and is a predicted model, not a curated record. The transcript has 18 exons. Gene Ontology annotation, biological process: tricarboxylic acid cycle. Gene Ontology annotation, molecular function: aconitate hydratase activity; 4 iron, 4 sulfur cluster binding. Gene Ontology annotation, cellular component: mitochondrion; cytosol. NCBI's taxonomy places the organism in Eukaryota, Metazoa, Chordata, Mammalia, Monotremata, Tachyglossidae.
GCGUCACCCUCACGCGACCUCAUCUUUGUCAGUGCACAAAAUGGCGUCGUACGGCCUGCUGGUCACCCGGCUGCAGAAGGCCCUGGGCAGCGGGGUCCGGCGCUACCAUGUGGCUUCCGUCAUGAGCCAGAGGGCCAAGGUGGCCAUGAGCCACUUUGAGCCCAGCGACUUUGUCCGCUAUGAGCUGCUCGAGAAGAACAUCAACAUCGUCCGCAAAAGGCUGAACCGGCCCCUGACCCUGUCGGAGAAGAUCGUCUACGGGCACCUGGACGACCCCGGGAACCAGGAGAUCGAGCGGGGCAAGACGUACCUGCGGCUGCGGCCCGACCGCGUGGCCAUGCAGGACGCCACGGCCCAGAUGGCCAUGCUGCAGUUCAUCAGCAGCGGGCUGCCCAAGGUGGCCGUGCCCUCCACCAUCCACUGCGACCACCUCAUCGAGGCCCAACUCGGGGGCGACAAGGAUCUCCGGAGAGCCAAGGACAUCAACCAGGAGGUGUACAACUUCCUGGCUACGGCCGGAGCCAAGUACGGAGUGGGUUUCUGGAGGCCCGGAUCCGGCAUCAUCCACCAGAUCAUCUUGGAAAACUACGCCUACCCCGGCGUCCUGCUGAUCGGCACGGAUUCCCACACCCCCAAUGGCGGCGGCUUGGGCGGCAUCUGCAUCGGCGUCGGUGGGGCGGACGCGGUGGACGUCAUGGCGGGGAUCGCCUGGGAGCUCAAGUGCCCAAAGGUGAUUGGCGUGAAGCUGACCGGAUCCCUGUCGGGCUGGAGCUCUCCCAAGGAUGUGAUCCUGAAGGUGGCGGGCGUCCUCACGGUGAAAGGUGGCACGGGGGCCAUCGUGGAGUACCACGGGCCCGGUGUGGACUCCAUCUCUUGCACUGGCAUGGCGACGAUCUGUAACAUGGGCGCAGAGAUCGGUGCCACCACCUCGGUUUUCCCGUACAACCACAGGAUGAAGACCUACUUGAAUAAGACGGGUCGCACUGACAUCGCCAAGCUGGCCGACGAAUUCAAGGAUCACUUGGUGCCCGACCCUGGCUGCCAGUAUGAUCAAGUGAUUGAAAUUAACCUCAACGAGCUGAAGCCACACAUCAACGGACCCUUCACCCCCGACCUGGCCCACCCCGUAGCCGACGUGGGGGCCGUGGCCGAGAAGGAGGGCUGGCCCCUGGACAUCCGAGUGGGGCUGAUUGGCAGCUGCACCAACUCGAGCUACGAGGACAUGGGGCGGUCGGCCGCCGUGGCCAAGCAGGCGCUGGCCCACGGCCUCAAGUGCAAGUCUCAGUUCACCAUCACGCCCGGCUCCGAGCAGAUCCGGGCGACCAUCGAGAGAGACGGCUACGCGCAAAUCCUUCGGGACGUGGGCGGUAUCGUCCUGGCCAAUGCCUGUGGCCCUUGCAUCGGCCAGUGGGACAGGAAAGACAUCAAGAAGGGAGAGAAGAACACCAUCGUCACGUCCUACAACAGGAACUUCACCGGCCGCAACGACGCCAACCCCGAGACGCACGCCUUCGUGACUUCCCCCGAGAUCGUCACGGCCCUGGCCAUCGCCGGCACCCUGAAGUUUAACCCGGAGACGGACUUCCUCACGGGCAAAGACGGCAAGAAGUUCAAGCUGGAGGCCCCCGACGCCGACGAGCUGCCCAGAGCGGAGUUUGACCCCGGCCAGGAUACGUACCAGUACCCCCCCAAGGACGGCAGCAGCCAGCGGGUGGACGUGAGCCCCACCAGCCAGCGCCUGCAGCUCCUGGAGCCCUUCGACAAGUGGGACGGCCGCGACCUGGAGGAUCUGCAGAUCCUCAUCAAGGUCAAAGGCAAGUGUACCACAGACCACAUCUCGGCCGCCGGCCCCUGGCUCAAGUUCCGCGGGCACCUGGACAACAUUUCCAACAACCUGCUCAUCGGAGCCGUCAACGUGGAGAACGGCAAGGCCAACUCGGUCAGGAACGCCGUGACGCAGGAGUUCGGGCCCGUCCCAGACACGGCUCGCUACUACAAGAAAAACGGCAUCAAGUGGGUGGUGGUCGGGGAUGAGAACUACGGCGAGGGCUCCAGCCGCGAGCACGCCGCCUUGGAGCCGCGCCACCUGGGCGGCCGAGCCAUCAUCACCAAGAGCUUCGCCAGGAUUCACGAAACCAACCUGAAGAAGCAAGGCCUCCUGCCCCUGACCUUCGCCGACCCGGCUGAUUACAACAAGAUCCACCCCGUGGACAAGCUGACCAUCCAGGGCUUGAAAGACUUCGCUCCUGGCAAGCCCCUGAAGUGCAUCAUCAAACACCCCAACGGGAACCAGGAGACCAUCUCGCUCAACCACACCUUCAACGAGACCCAGAUCGAGUGGUUCCGGGCCGGCAGCGCUCUGAACAGGAUGAAGGAGCUGCAGAAGUGAAGCCCAGAGGACCCCCCAGCCGUCCCCCGCCCUUUCCCCAGGCCCCCCGCCGUCCCUCCCUCGGACUCAGCUCUGGCAUCAUUUACGGAAGUGCGACUCCACGCGCGUCGUCAGAAGUAGGUAUCUGAGCAAACGCACCCGUAGCUUCCCGGUGGUCACAGACACUCCUGCCCCCAACUCUCCACAAGACCUCCCCCGUCCUGGGCUCCCCUCCCGGAGCCCGGCAGAGCCCCGGUUGGUUUUGUUUCAUUCUGGUUCCCCCCGCGCCCCACCUCCCCACCCCUGACUUGUUUGGUUCUGACUGGAGCCGUAUUUAUUUUUGACGACAAGACUCCGUCGCAAGAGGCUUUUUUUCCUGCCUGAUUGUGUUCCCGGCGCCUGAAGGAUUUCGAACGUGAGAAUCUUAUGUUCUUGCAAGGGAAAUAAUGAGAUCCUGAUUCAGUGCCAGA